CCCGCGCCGAGACCCCCGAGACCCACAUUCUCUCUCUCUCUCUAUCCUGGCUUUCUCGAAAAGUUUAUUGGAAAAGAAAAAUAAAUUCAGAUAUUGUGCGUAAAUUUGAUUCUAGGGUUUCCAUUUCUCCAAUAAUUCACGCAUUUGUUGAAGUUCAAGCCAAGUCUCUCGUUCUUCUCCUGCACGGCUAAAUUUCCUGUCCAAUUCCGGUUACAGUUUGGAGACGAGUGUCAGGAAUUGCUUUGAUGACCUUAUUUGUGGCAAUUUUGUUCUGUGGGAACAUUUUGGAGCCUAAGAGAUGGUAUCCAUUUUAUUGAAGCUGGGAAAUGAGACACGUUUCUGUAUUUGGUUUUAUUGACUGAAGAUGUACUUAGCUGCUCUAUUGACUUCUGCUGGAAUUAAUAUAGCAGUUUGCGUGGUGAUUUUCUCACUGUAUUCUAUUCUAAGAAAACAACCGCGGUUUAUGAAUGUCUACUUUGGUCAAAAGCUCGCUCAUGCAAAAUCAAGACGCCAAGAUCCAUUUUGUUUUGAAAGGCUAGUUCCUUCCGCUAGUUGGAUAGUGAAAGCCUGGGAAGCAUCUGAAGAUCAAAUUUGUGCUGCUGGAGGAUUAGAUGCUCUAGUAUUCAUCCGGUUGAUUGUUUUCAGUAUCAGGAUAUUCUCCAUAGCUGCUACCAUAUGCAUCUCUCUUGUGCUUCCACUUAACUAUUAUGGACACGACAUGGAGCACAAAGUCAUUCCAUCGGAGUCGCUUGAAGUCUUUUCCAUUGCAAAUGUUCAGAAAGGAUCAAAAAGGCUUUGGGCCCCCUGUCUUGCACUAUAUGUCAUUUCUUGCUGCACUUGUGCUCUUCUUUACCAUGAGUAUAAAAGCAUCACAAAGUUGAGGCUCUUACACAUUACUGAAGCUCUUUCUAACCCGAGUCACUUCACAGUUCUUGUUCGUGGCAUUCCGUCGUCUCAAACUGAAUCAUAUAGUGAGACAGUGGCCAAAUUUUUUAGCACAUACUAUGCCUCAAGUUAUUUAUCGCAUAAAAUGGUUUAUCAAUCUGGUACAGUUCAGAAACUGAUGAGUGAUGCAGGGAAGAUGUACAAGAUGCUCAAGACUUGUACCAGAGAACAACAAUGUGGCCCAAAUUUGAUGAGAUGUGGUCUUUGUGGAGGGACUACAUCAUCUUUUAAGAUGCUUGCCAUAGAGUCUCAAAAUGACAAGGGGAGAAGUGACUCUGAUGCAGCAGAUUUGAGAAGAAAGGAAUGUGGUGCUGCAUUUGUUUUCUUCAGGACCCGCUAUGCUGCCUUGGUUGCCGCACAAUCUCUUCAAUCACAAAAUCCCAUGAAAUGGGUGACUGAGAGGGCUCCAGAUCCAAAAGAUGUCUAUUGGACGAACCUUGGUCUGCCUUAUAGAAUCCUUUGGAUUCGACGAAUAGCUAUUUUUGUGGUCUCCAUUCUUUUUGUUGCAUUUUUCCUCGUGCCUGUUACACUAACACAAAGCCUUGUGAACCUUGAUAAGCUGCAGAAUACAUUUCCAUUUCUGAAAGGAAUUUUAAAGAGGAAGUUUAUGAGCCAGCUUGCUACUGGAUAUUUACCAAGUGUCAUAUUGAUGUUAUUUCUGUACAUGGCUCCACCACUUAUGCUUUUUUUCUCUACCAUGGAGGGUGCUGUCUCUCGCAGUGGCAGGAAAUUGAGUGCUUGCAUCAAGCUUCUGUACUUCAUGAUAUGGAAUGUUUUCUUUGCAAACAUUUUAACGGGAACCAUUAUUAAGAAUUUGGUCGGCGAAGUUGCUCGGAGAUUGCAAGAUCCAAAAAAUAUUCCAAACGAGCUUGCCACUGCCAUCCCAACAACGGCUACCUUUUUCAUGACUUACAUUUUGACAUCCGGUUGGGCAAGUUUGUCAUUUGAGAUUCUACAACCAUUGGCCCUGAUAUGCAACCUUUUCUACAGAUAUGCUCUCAGAAACAAAGACGAAUCAACCUAUGGGACCUGGACUUUUCCUUACCACACAGAAAUUCCAAGAGUUAUCCUUUUUGGAGUUAUGGGCUUCACCUGUUCCAUAAUGGCACCUUUGAUCUUACCAUUUUUGCUAGUCUACUUCUUCCUUGCUUACCUUGUGUAUCGCAAUCAGAUUCUUAACGUGUAUGUCACUAAAUAUCAAACUGGAGGACUCUAUUGGCCAACUGUGCACAAUGCUACAAUAUUCUCAUUGGUGCUGACGCAAAUAAUAGCUUCCGGAGUCUUUGGAAUUAAAAAAUCCCCUGUUGCAUCCAGCUUCACCUUUCCGCUGAUCAUCCUUACACUACUGUUCAAUGAAUAUUGCCGGCAAAGGUUCCUCCCGGUAUUUAAGAGGAAUGCUGCAAAGGUUCUCAUUGAGAUGGAUUGGCAAGAUGAGCAGAGUGGAAAAAUGGAAGAGACUCGUCAGAAACUGCAAUCAGCAUAUUGUCAAUUGACAUUGACUACUCUUCACCAGGAUGCAACCUUGCACGAGCAUCCCGGCGAAACAGUUGCUAGCGGGUUGCAAGACCUAGAAAACUUAGAUUCAGGAAAGACUCAGACAUCUGGAUUAUGGGCUGGGCAUUCCUCACCAGAAAUCAAAGAGCUUCAUGCGAUGUAGAUAGACGUAUUUCUUGGGUGUACAUUAGUUGUUUGUCAUGUACAAAAUGAUGUUCAUUGGAAGAUCUAUACAUUGUAAGGCAAAAAAUAUAGGUGUUUCUGCUGUAAAGAGCAACAUCAGGUACUCGAAGUUCUUAUACAUUACAACCAAGAAACUAGCACCAUUUCUCAA
Molecule: messenger RNA, 2773 nt
Organism: Coffea eugenioides
Lineage: Eukaryota; Viridiplantae; Streptophyta; Magnoliopsida; Gentianales; Rubiaceae
Product: CSC1-like protein RXW8
Exons: 12
Coding region: 365-2602 (745 amino acids)
Cellular component (GO): plasma membrane
Molecular function (GO): calcium-activated cation channel activity
Source: RefSeq, a predicted model, not a curated record